Molecule: messenger RNA, 1314 nt
Organism: Botrytis deweyae
Lineage: Eukaryota; Fungi; Ascomycota; Leotiomycetes; Helotiales; Sclerotiniaceae
Exons: 4
Coding region: 1-1314 (437 amino acids)
Biological process (GO): amino acid metabolic process; biosynthetic process
Molecular function (GO): pyridoxal phosphate binding; transaminase activity
Source: RefSeq, a predicted model, not a curated record
AUGACCGAGUGUGUUUCCAUUGAGAACAGUGGCCUCUCUGCGCGCUCUCGUCCCAAAGUAAAGGCAUUCGUACCCGUGCUCAAAAACGUUGACAAAAACUUCGUGAUUGGGUCCGAAAUUGAUGUCGAUAUGGCAAUUGGUCAUAAUUGGCUUGUACGAAAGCCAUUGAUUGCCAUAUUCAAAGAGGCCGUUAAAGAUAUCACCGAGAAGGAUCUUAAUUACCCUCUUGGAGUAGGGGGACCCUCUCCAGUGCUAACCGCUUUCGCCUCGUUCUUCAACCAAUUCUUUUCUCCGUCCAUUCCUAUCGAGCCAGAUCAUGUAGUCACGUUCUCCGGUGCAAGCACAUGCUUGGAUGGCUUACUAUAUGCAAUAUGUGACGAAGGAGAUAGCAUUAUUUUACCAUCACCUUUUUGGGCCGGCUAUGUCCCAUUUACCAAGUUCCGCGCCAAUGUCAAUAUUGCUACCACAUCAGAUGUUCCAUGGCGUUCAACCACAUCUAUCGACAUUGUGGCUGCGGUAAAGAAAGCGUACUCUAGUGCUCAAGACUCAACACGGAUCAAGGCAUUACUUAUGGCCAAUCCACACAAUCCGACUGGAAAAUGCUACCCCUCAUCGGUGAUUCGUGAGCUGAUGGUCUUUUGUAAAGAUAACGGGUUGCAUUAUAUAUCGGAUGAGAUAUUUGCUAUGUCUUCCUUCAGUAAAGAUGAAGAGGGCCAAUUCACUUCUGCACUGUCACUCGUUAGUGAUAAUGAGGAAAGCCCUAUGGAUCCAAGUCGUCUACAUGUGAUCUACAGCAUGAGUAAAGAUUGGGGAUCACCGGGUCUAAGAAUGGCUUGCCUCGUUUCUUCACGUAACCGUCCUGUUCUCGAAGGCAGUUGGAUCUCGAACUACAUGCAGACGUCUAAUCUAAAUAACGUCUGUGUCACGGCUCUCUUCCACUCUCCCAACCUUCCCUCUAUUAUUAGUUCUCUCAAAAAUCAACUCACACGUAACUAUGGAUGGCUUACCAAAGCGUUGAAUAGGUGGGGGAUUGAGUAUAUUCCCACUCAUGCUGGAUUUCAUAUCUUUGCAAGGUUGGUAAAAAAUGCACAAAGCUGGGACGAUGAAGCUGCGGGUGUUAAACAAUUAUUCGAUGCGGGUAUCAUGGUGACUCCUGGCAAGAGCUUCGGUGGUAUUGAUGGGGAGUUCGGAUGGGUUCGUCUAUCGUUCUCAAUUGAAGAGAAGAAAUUGCGGGAGGGAUUAUGGCGAAUUGGGCAGACUCUAGGCUUUGAAAAUGAUAGGGAAAAGUUUGAACAGACAUCUUGUGGUGUUUAA